This is a messenger RNA of Daktulosphaira vitifoliae (grape phylloxera), 1724 nucleotides long. Its product is annotated as carbonic anhydrase 1-like. Bases 214 to 1029 code for a protein of 271 amino acids. Gene Ontology annotation, cellular component: cytoplasm. The record is from RefSeq and is a predicted model, not a curated record. Lineage: Eukaryota; Metazoa; Arthropoda; Insecta; Hemiptera; Phylloxeridae. Gene Ontology annotation, molecular function: carbonate dehydratase activity; zinc ion binding. The transcript is spliced from 7 exons.
GUUCCCCCACCAAUAGAACUAUUAAAGAGUACACAAUUCCAGUUUUUAUACAUCGGUGACCGUAUGCCCUACCACGAGUAUCCAUGAACCAACUAGUUCUUGCCUAUCAAUAAUCAGUUUGCGGCCGGCGUUCAAAAAGUGUGGAGAGGUUGUCGACGGAUCAAUAAUCAAUAAAACAAGUAUUUUAUUUUACUUUUUAUUAACUAGAACAAAAUGACUGUUGACUGGGGAUACGAGGAAUCAAACGGACCAUCGGUCUGGCCAAAAUUUUUCCCGCAAGCUGCAGGUUCUCUACAAUCGCCUGUUAACAUCGAAACAUCCAAGGCCACAACUGACACGACUCUUCAGUGUAAGCCUCUGUUUUGGAACUACAGUUCGGAAAUAUGCAAAACUAUUGACAAUAAUGGAUUUGGGUGGAAAGUACAAGUAUUUGACGAAGGAAAUGGAUCUGAACUUUCCGGUGGUCCACUUGGACAGAAGUACAAAUUAGAACAAUUCCAUUGCCAUUGGGGUUGUACGAGCACAAAAGGAUCUGAACACACGGUUGAUGGAAUACCUUACGCUGGUGAACUGCAUUUGGUCCAUUGGAAUUGUGACAAAUAUAAUUCGUUCUCCGAAGCCAUUGACCAUCCAGACGGUCUAGCUGUUGUAGGAGUCUUUUUGAAGGCUGGCGAGAAAUGCCACCAAGAGUUGGAAAAAAUCGUUUCGCUUAUACCUCAAGUAGCUCUACGCAACCAGUCGGCUCCGAUUACCAACGCCAUCGACCCGGCUGCAUUGUUGCCCGAGGAUAUUACUUAUUGGACUUACCAUGGGUCUUUGACGACUCCACCGUGUUCCGAAUGCGUCACAUGGAUUAUGUUUAAGAAGCCCAUCGAAGUAUCCGAAAGACAGUUGAAUGCAUUUCGGAGCAUGCGGAUGAAAACACCUGAAGAAUGCUCCGAACCACACGGCGGCCCUCAGCUAGUGAACAACUAUCGGCCGCCAUUACCUUUGGGGAAUAGAGUACUCAGAGAAUGCGGCGCUAUGUAAAAAGACUCUGUCCCUGCCACUGUGUCACUUAGAAAGGAUAUUUGUGUUUUUCUUUUAUUCAAAGUAUACUCGUGAAGCAUCAAACGUAUUAUAUUUAAAUAUUUAUUUUCUAGACUAUGCGAAUGGCACAUCACCAUUUCUCGUGACAUAUCUUAGUUAUAAAAAAAAAAAACACUGAAAAUUGCACAGAGUAAAAACUUAAAGUUUUUUUCUAUAUAUGAGAAUACUUUAAUAAUUUUGUUGGGUAAAUUUCUUAUGAAAUUUUCGCAUUAUUUAAUUGAGUUUAAUGUAAUACUAUACCUAGUAUUGAGUAGUUUUAAAAUAACAAUAAACGUUUUUAAAAGAUAAUUGUUCUUUACUUAUAUUAAUAUAUUAUACUUGUUAUUCUAUCAUUUAUAUAAAAUAUACAUACAUAUAUAUACAUAUAUUUUUUUUUUUUGUAAAUUAUAUUUUACUACUAAUUAUUUUAACAAUGUUUUGUUUUGACGGUUAAUUUGACAUAGUGCAACAAUUUUCGGGACAAUUUUUUUUAAUAUUGUAGUACACUUAAAAACUUAAUUUUAUGUAAGUUUUACCUAGUUGUCAGAUUUCCAAAACAUAUUAAAAAAUCAAGUUGAAAAAAAAUGUUACAUGCGUCUUAUUCAAACUUUUUCUAUACUUAAGUUUUUUUAUAGGAUAUUCAGAAAAAGUUUUUU